AUGAUCCGCCCCAAUCGCAGCUCGAGUCGGCUGAGCAUGAGCAGCAAGGUCGGAGGAAGCCGCGCCUCAGACGACGAUACCAAGACAGCGGUCAAAGUGGUUGUGCGCGUCCGCCCCCCGCUCAAGCAGGACGACCCCAGCUUCGACCUUGUCCCGCAGCGGUUCCGCUCCCCGCGCUGCCAUGUCACCUCGCCCUCCAGUCUCGCCGUCGACCCAGCUUCGGGCGGCCGAAAGGUCUUCGUCUUCGACCGUGUGUUUGGCGAGGACGUUGACCAGGAGGGCGUCUUCGAAUAUGUCGGCGAAAGCGUCAACUCUUUCGUCGAGGGCUACAACGUCUCCAUCCUCGCCUAUGGUCAGUCGGGCGCCGGCAAGUCGUAUACCAUGGGCACCACAGGGCCCGCCGACCAGGCAGACGCCCAGGCCAUGGGCAUCAUCCCUCGCGCCGCUGCGCUGCUCUACGAAAAGCUCCAGGGCCCUAGCGCUCGCGCGCCUGGCUCUGGCCUGCGCCCUCCCAACUCGCGUGUCUCGAGCAUGGGUUCACACAACUUCCCCACCAAAUCGUCCCCCAAGAAAGACUGGCAGCUCACGGCGACCUACGUAGAGAUCUACAACGAACAGCUGCGCGACCUCCUGCUCUCCGACACGGUGCCGCACAACUCGCGUCCUGAAGUCGCUAUUCGCGAGGAGCCUGGAGGCCGCAUCAUACUCGCCGGUCUUACCCAAGUGCUCAUCAACUCAGUCGAGGACUUGCUGAACGCGCUCAACUUUGGUUCCGCCAUUCGCCAGACGGAUGCAACCGCUCAAAACGCAAAAUCUUCUCGUUCCCACGCCGUCUUCAGUCUGAACCUUGUCCAGAAGAAGAGCUCCUCUGCACCCCUCUCGACGCGCGAGAAACGCAGAUCGGUGCCUCUCGAAGCCAUGUCUGGCUCAGGCGACAGCCUCGUCACAAUCGACAGCAAGCUGCACUUUGUCGAUCUGGCAGGAAGUGAAAGGCUGAAGAACACACAAGCUUCGGGCGAGAGGGCGAGGGAGGGUAUUUCCAUCAACGCCGGACUGGCAAGCCUGGGUAAGGUCAUCUCACAGCUGUCCUCGCGCCACGCCAACGCUCACAUCUCCUAUCGUGAUUCGCGCCUUACACGACUGCUUCAAGACUCGCUAGGUGGGAACGCUAUCACGUACAUGAUUGCCUGUAUCAACCCUGCGGAGUUUCAUCUCAGCGAAUCGUUGAACACGGUUCAGUACGCACAGCGUGCACGUGCAAUCCAGAUCAAGCCUCAGAUCCAGCAGAUCCACGAUGAUAGCGACAAACAGGCUACCAUCGUGCGACUGAGGAACGAAGUCCAAUUCCUGCGGGACCAGAUGAGGCUGUCGCAGAAUACCGAUCGGAUCAACGCCGAUCCGAACGAGCGCGCAAACCAGCAGUACGAGCGGGAGAUGGAACUGCAGAAUCAGUUGCUUGAUUUUCAAGAAAACUAUACAGCUCUCAGCCUUCGCCACUCGAAAUUGAUCUCGGAGAUUUCUAGAGUGCGGGACAGCGACGCUGCAGACACACCGAUCCUUCGAGGUACCGUCGGAGACUCUGCACUUGAGCGGCUCAAGCGAUCCAACUCGUUUGCGGAUGCCGUCGAGGACGUGGUCUUGGAAUACGAAAAGACGAUCCAGGCGCUCGAAUCUUCCCUCUCACAUACGCGAACGUCCAUGUCUGGACAAGAAAGUGAUCUCCUGGAAAGAGAAGCUCGCAUCUCAUUGCUCGAAAGCCAGAACCAUCAACUGCAGGCGCGAAUCCAGAAAGCUGUAGAGAGGGACGCCAGCAACGAAGAAUACGUCAAGUCACUCGAACGUCAGAUCGACAGCUCGGUCUCCGGCAUCGAGAGAACUGACACGACCAUCUCUGAUCUGCGUGACAAGUUACAAAAGGCCCGCGAGAAUGAGACUAGCUGUGAAGAGUACAUCUCUACUCUCGAAGAGCGUCUUGCCGAGAACGAGCAAGAAGUCGAAGUCAUGACGCGCGAAAUCGAGCGCUUGAAGCAUGUGGUGGAGAGACAACGCAGCAUUGGAAAGCUUGACAACCUCCUGUAUGAGCUUGACGCUGUGCGUCAGACCGACGCAACAACAGACGAGGCCUCUACAAACGGUCACGUCAGGGGUCCCAGCGAUCCUUUUAUCCAAAAGCGAGCCUCUCUCGGUAGGCAAUCUCCACUUGAAGGCACUCGUCAUUUCAGCACGCCUGUAGAUGCUAUUGCAGAGGAGGAUGACACCGAGCGCCCUGCUACUGCCGGAGCCGCCAGCGCCAAGGGCGCGCGGGGCGACAGUCACUCGGUCAAGAGCAUCUCGGUCAAGGGCCUCACAGCAGAGAACGACAUGGAAGAGCCGUCAAGUCCUGCACAGUCCAGGUUCGUUCACGACAAGCUCGAUUCCGUCACGCAGGAGCUCUUUGAUCUUCGCGUCGAGCAUGAAGGAACCCUGCACGACUACGAGAAGCUCGCCAGUAAGUAUCAGGAAGCUUUGCGUACCUUGGCGUCUCUCCAAGACACCGUGGACGAGGCACGUCACGGAUCUUCUCGACCAUACUCUUUUUUAGGCAACACCGAAGCCAACGGUCUCGACAAGGAGCUUGGAAAGUCUACGUCUUCGCGUGCAUUGUCUGUGGAAUUAUUCUCAGCAGACUCUGGCAAUGUUACUACGCCUGAAUACAUUGCCGAGGCUGGUGACGAACAGCCUGAUGUUAGAAGAUCGUCGACCGCUUCCACCGAGAGUGGAUACUCGGUCCCGAAGUCAAUACUGGUUCAGGAGCUGCAGGCCCUAAAGACACUGCAUGCUGAGAAAGAACAACGUGUCACUGAGCUCAAACGAGACUAUUCUGAACUCCAAGAGCAACACCAGGAUGCGUUGGAUUACGUUGAAGAGCUCAAGUCCGAGGUCACCAAGGCCCAAUUGACCGCGCGCCCGAGUUCUCCAUCACUUCACAUGAUUCGUCGCAAGUCUAGCCAAGCUCUGCUCUCGAAUGAUAGAUCCAACCGUGCCGUCAACUCGCUCCGUAGCUUGGCGCUGGACAAGCUUGAAGAAGAGUCCGCCUUGGCUUUUGAGAACAAUCUAAGUGCCAUUAUGACCGAGCUCAACACCAGGUCCGAAAGAGUCCAGGAGUUGGAAUCUGAAGUUACGUCUGUGCGGAAAGAGAUGGAGAGCAAGAUGACUCUGAUCAGCGGCCUGACAAAGGAACGAUCCAGUUUGAAAGCCUCCACGCCGCUCGAUAUCUCCAUCGUUGCUACCAUGCAAGACCAGAUCAGGCAAAACGAGGAGCAAAUGAGGGAGCUGAAGAACGCGCACGCUCAGCGGGAGCUUGAGCUUCGAGAGCAGGUGGCUCUCCUCACAGCUUCGGCAAGAUCGCCAGAGUCUUCAGACGAAGUACUGUCUGAUCGACAACUGUCCGACACCACGGAAGGCCACGGCAACCUGACUGGUGAAGAUGCGACACGCCAUCGACAGCUGAUCAGUCUCACAAACGAGGCCGCUCAAUGGCAAUCCAAGCAUCUCGAGGCCAUCGAAGCCACGAAAGUCUCGGAGAAGCAACAUCUUAGCACCGUUCGAGAGCUAGAGUCAGCUAUGGAGCAGCUCCAGGCGAACCACACCGCCCAACUGACCGAGCUAGAAGAUGUCAAAGGUGCCCAAGCAUCAGCAGCGCUUGAACAAGAGCGUGUCAAGCACGCAGAACUCGUUGCUGCUUUGCAAGCUCAGGUCGACGAGCACAAAGCAACUGCGGGUAGUAAUGCUGCCCGUCUAGCUGAGCUUGAGCAGUCCCACGCCAAUAUCAUCAAGCAGGUCGAAGAAUACUCAGAGGCCAGAGCAUUGACCGAAAAGGAACUCGAUACUCACAAAUCGCUCGUGGCCAACCUUGAGAAUCAGAUCGAGGAGCACAAGGCUGCCAUCGACUACCAUGAACAGGGCAUGGAUUCCCUACAGAAGUCUCAUGCCGCUGAGCUGGAGAAGCUGACAUCAGAACUAACAACGCACAAAGAGUCGACCACCGUGCUCCAGACCGACCUGUCAGAGACCAAGGGCGAAUUGGAGACACUGCUGCAUGGCAUAUCUACUGCUCUCAACCAAGAGACGGGCGUGGAUCAGGUGCAAUCGCAAAUUGAGUCUUUAGUCGAGUCCCGCAAGUCACUCACAACGCGUAUGGACGAAGCUCUUGACGAUCUUCAGGCAGCAAGACUCGAGCUAUCUGAUGCAACCAAGACAAUCGACACUCUCAAAGCUAACAUGAAAGAGUUCGAGGUUCUUAAUGCUGAAACCAUCAAGGAGCUCGAGCGCGUCAGCGAGAAAGAGCAGAAGAGCUCUCGUCUGGUUCAGGAGCUGGAAGACCAGCUUAAUCAGAAUUGGGAUCAGCAUGAGGCCACCAACAACCGAUUAUCUGCUCUUCAGACGGAGCGCAGUCGUGAGCUACAGGAUGUCAUUGUACAUCGCGAACAACUUGAGAAAGACUUUGAAGACUCCAGGGCGAAAGUCGCUAUUCUCGAGUCACAGCUUGCGGACAUGAAGAGAAACUCUAGCCGAGUCUCCGUGGACCCUCGCGAGGACCUCCAACGAUCCAAUUCUGACAACUCCAAUGCUCGCAAGAGCAUGUCGCAUACCUCUCUGCCCUCGCCGCCGCCAGCUAUUCCGCUGCCUCCUCUGCCACCAGGCAGUCCACCUCCCAAUCAAGCUAACGCUCCGUCACCGCCCGCCUCGCGUCACCAGAGUAAAGAUAUCGCAAACGCUCAGCUGGUUGAGGAUCAGGAGGCUCGCAUUCGCACCAUUGAGAAGCACUUGUUUGCUGAGAAGCAAUUGACGGCCACCCUUGAAGAUGCUCUGACGGACCUCGAAUCUUCGAGCCAGAGGACCAAGAGCGAUCUGGAUCAAUUCAGAAAGAAGUGCGCUGGACUUGAGGAGGAGCUCAGCAUCAUGCGCAAGGAGCGCAGCAUGGCGCGUCAUUCCCUCCAGGCUGUUGAGGAAGAGCGCAAUGCUCGUCUGCGCGUGGAGGCAGAGCGCGCACACCUCGAGGCUCGCAUGGCUGCUCUCAAUGAUGCUAACAAAAAGAGCAAGAAGAAGGGCACCUUGAACUGCUUCUAA
Ascochyta rabiei is the source of this 5109-nucleotide messenger RNA. RefSeq lists its product as uncharacterized. Gene Ontology annotation, biological process: mitotic spindle organization; microtubule-based movement. The transcript has 4 exons. Gene Ontology annotation, molecular function: microtubule motor activity; microtubule binding; ATP binding. The coding region runs from base 1 to 5109 and encodes 1702 amino acids. The record is from RefSeq and is a predicted model, not a curated record. Lineage: Eukaryota; Fungi; Ascomycota; Dothideomycetes; Pleosporales; Didymellaceae.